AUGCUAUUAAUAUUAUUCUCUUUAGUUUUUGCUAAAAGAAUUAAUGGACCAGUACAUAAAAAGCUUUUUGAACAGAUUUCUGAUACAAAUUAUGUACAUAAUAUUGAUUCCACAUUAUUACUAUAAUAUAAUAGGUAAUUGAUGUUAAUUAUAUUUUAAGUUAUCCUGGAGUGUAUAGUAUGGAAUUAGGUGAAGUUUUAGAUGGAGAAUAUAGACCAAUAAAAGAGAAUGUUACACUUGAUCCAUUCACUUUACCAGGAUGCUAUUAAUAUCAAAGAAGAUUAAUACAUAAACAUUUAGCUGAUCAAUAGAUUGAGUCAGAUGAAUAAACAUUCACUGAUAUGUAUAUUGAUGGUGAUGUUGUUUUUGUAACAAGAAGUGAUAAUGCACUUUUAAAAUUUGAAAUCAUACUUGAUUUAGAAAAUAGAAAAAUUAUAGGUUUAGAAUUUAAAGAAAAAUAUGAAAAUGGAGGAAUAAGUUAAUAGCAUUAACUUUUUUGUUAUAAUAAAGUUUGCAUAAUUUUAGGAGAAGAAGGAUAAAACUUUAUUUAUAAAGACAAUAAAACAUCUUCAAUUAAUUUAACUUCCAUUAUUGGCGAAUUUAGAGAGUUUCCAAAAGAUGUUUAUUUUGAUGAGAAAUCUAAAAUAAUAUAUAUUUGUUAUGAAAACUCAAUUGUGGAUGUGUUACAAUUCACUAAUGAUAAGACAAUUGAAAAAGUUAAAACUAUAAUAGCUGGAGAGAAAAUAGUUUAAAUUAGAACUAAUCCUGAAAGUACCAUUCUUUACCUACUUGAUUAAUAAGUGGGAUUACUUUCUUAUUAAAUUGUUUCUCUUUUAGAAUAUAAAUAAACUUCAUUUUAAAUAAUCUUAAAGAAUUGCAUGGCUUUUGAUUUUUAUUAAAACACCUUCUUUAUUGUUGCUGAAACUUAGGAUGGCAUUCCUUAUGCUUUAGAGGUUUUUUCAUAAGAGGAUACUUAUUAUUUCAAUAAAAUUUAUUCAAAAGACAUGGAUAUUUAUGAUGUAUGGGUUGGAGAACAUUUUGCAAUUCUAAUAGGAGCUGAAAUACAUAGAGUCAUUUAUCAUUCUAUUUAUAAUAAAUUUAUUGAAUAAACUGAAAUUCCUUUAUUCUUUUAAGAUAUUAAUCUAGUUAAUGUGGAAGAGUAUAGAAAGUGGGAUAAUACUUCUUAUAAUGAUUAAGCUAUUGAAUAAGAACCUUUUUAAAAAAUUCCUUUAUUUUAUAAAUAAUCUUUCAUGGUAGGAAUUUCAAACAAUUAAAUUUCAUUAUUUUCCAUUAAAUCAUUAUUACCUUGGGUUUAAUGUAAACCAACAACUACAAAUAAUACAUAAUAUAGUUUAAAAAUGAAUUCAACAUCUUGUUUAUCUAAGUAAAGAGAAAAUGAUCAUACAGCAUUUAAAUAGUGUAUUAUUUUACAUAAUUUUACAAUUACAGGUAAGGAAAUCUACAUUUAUGAAGAGGAUCAAUAAAAAGUAAUAAUAUUUGGAAGCAUUUUGAUGUAUAAAUAUAUAUAAUCAUUUUUUUAGUGGAACAAUCAUAAUAUUGAUUUUGUUUGUUGUGGGUGUAAUUCUAUAUGGCAAUUACAAGAUUAAUCAAUACAAUCCCAUUUAACCGGAUGAGUAAGAACUUUAAAAUGUUCAAGUAGGAAAUCCUGAAAGUUGAU
Molecule: messenger RNA, 1678 nt
Organism: Paramecium pentaurelia
Lineage: Eukaryota; Ciliophora; Oligohymenophorea; Peniculida; Parameciidae
Source: the annotation of a GenBank genome assembly